Aureobasidium musti is the source of this 357-nucleotide messenger RNA. Lineage: Eukaryota; Fungi; Ascomycota; Dothideomycetes; Dothideales; Saccotheciaceae. The record is from the annotation of a GenBank genome assembly.
AUGGCAAUCUUCAUUGUCCUCGCUAUAGCUUUCUGGGGCUUCUCUGCUGUCAAGCACGCACGUCACAACACUGCUUCCCACAAUCAACAGCACCACGCUCAGGUAGACGCUUGGAUCGCCCGUAUGCGCAGAAAGACUUGGAGACACACCCGCGUUGAUCGUGAUGUGGAGAUGCAAGUUCCUCCUGAGCUUCCUCGUCGCCCUGAUAGUGCUUAUGUUCGUUCUGGUCCUUCGAGGGUAUCCAAGAUGGGCAGACUCAACUUUGCUGACAGAAACCAAAGAGUGCAGUUUUGUGAUGUUCCACUGACGUCUGUUCAUCAGAGUCAGCGUGGCGUUACUCCUGCUGGAUUCUUCUAA